Hippocampus comes (tiger tail seahorse) is the source of this 5619-nucleotide messenger RNA. RefSeq names its product inositol polyphosphate phosphatase-like 1a (gene inppl1a). Gene Ontology annotation, molecular function: protein binding; inositol-polyphosphate 5-phosphatase activity. The record is from RefSeq and is a predicted model, not a curated record. Gene Ontology annotation, cellular component: cytosol. Gene Ontology annotation, biological process: negative regulation of insulin-like growth factor receptor signaling pathway; regulation of immune response; phosphatidylinositol dephosphorylation. The transcript has 27 exons. Lineage: Eukaryota; Metazoa; Chordata; Actinopteri; Syngnathiformes; Syngnathidae. Bases 310 to 4089 code for a protein of 1259 amino acids.
GGACAUAGGCUGUGUCCACCGCUGUUCCCCCCUUUCCAUUGUGGAUUUACAUAGGCAGAUUUCCGUGGUAGUGGGAAGCGAAAGAGGCGGGUGGCGACUGGCGAACCUUUCAGGAACCGAGACGACAGAGCAAACAACUUUACUCAACACUUUGGAAACUUGUGUCGCCGCAGAUUGUUCGCGCUGACGUCUUCGCCACUUUCGUCGAUUCUCAACUCUUCGUCUUACUCCCCCCCUCUUCGGGAGGCAGGCUGGGAGGUUUUCGGACAAGUUGGGAAGCAAUUGACGCCGGUUAGAGGGGCUGUGGCCAUGGCCGGAGGCGGCGGUGGCGGCGGCGGGCUUUCUCCACUCGGGCCCGCACCGCCGAUGUGGUAUCACAGGGACCUCAGUCGAGCUGCGGCCGAGGAGCUGCUGGCUCGCGCCGGGAGAGACGGCAGCUUCCUGGUACGGGAUAGCGAGAGUGUCAACGGGGCGUACGCUUUGUGUGUUCUGUUUCAGAAGCAUGUCCACACAUACAGAAUCCUCCCAGAUGAAGAAGGAUUUUUGGCUGUUCAGACGUCACAGGGUGUGCAACCCAAGAGGUUUAAAACAUUACCAGAGCUUGUGUCGUUGUACCUGCAGCCCAGCCAAGGUCUGGUGACCACUCUGCUUUAUGCUGUUGACCGAGAGGAAACCGCCAUCCUCGAUGACCGCGACUAUUCAGAUGGCGAGGAUGAGAAGCCACCCCUCCCCCCUCGUUCAGCCUCCACCUCAAUUACUCCCAGUUCAGACACGCCAGCUGACAGUGUUCCAACAGCGAAUGGCCUGAGCACUAUCUCCCAUGAGUAUCUGAAGGGCAGCUAUGCCUUAGACCUCGAGGCUGUGAAACAGGGAGCCUGCUCGCUGCCUCACCUCAACAAGACCCUUGUGGCCUCUUGCAAGCGUCUCAAUGGGGAAGUGGAUAAGGUCCUGUCUGGUCUCGAGAUCCUGUCAAAAGUCUUCGAUCAGCAGAGUGCCUUCAUGGUCUCAAAGAUGAUACAACAAUCAGUGAAUCAGGGUGGAGACCAGGAGCUGGAGAACCUAGUGACCAAGCUGGCCAUUCUCAAAGAUCUGCUGUCAUCCAUAGAGAAGAAGGCUCUGAAAGCUCUGCAGGACAUGAGUUUGUCCACCUUGUGCUCCUCUCCUCCUCUCUCCAUGCGGAACAGCAAAUCCAUCCCUGUGCAGCCCUUCGAGGUCAAACUGGAUGUCUACCUGGCAGAGCUGACCAAGAUAGGGAAGAGUCAGAAGUACACUCUGUCUGUGGAUGUGGAAGGAGGUAGACUGGUUGUGAUGAAAAAGGUGAAGGACAGCCAGGAAGACUGGACAACUUUCACACAUGACAAAAUCCGUCAGCUGAUCAAGUCCCAGCGGGUGCAGAAUAAGCUGGGCAUUGUUUUUGAGAAGGAAAAGGACAAGAGCCAAAGGAAAGACUUCAUAUUUGCUAGUGCCAAGAAGCGAGAGGCCUUUUGCCAACUGCUACAGCUGAUGAAAAACAAACAUUCCAACCAGGAUGAGCCUGACAUGAUAUCUGUCUUCAUCGGCACCUGGAACAUGGGUUCCGUUCCUGCUCCCAAAUCAGUUGCCUCAUGGGUGUUGUGCCGAGGACUCGGAAAGACUCUGGACGAGAUGACCGUCACUAUUCCGCAUGACCUGUAUGCAUUUGGCACGCAAGAAAACUCUGUGUGCGAUCGAGAGUGGGUGGAGUCGUUACGGGCCAUGUUGAAAGAACAAACAGAACUGGAUUAUAAACCGAUAGCGUUACAGACGCUGUGGAAUAUAAAGCUCGCUGUGCUGGUGAAGCCAGAACAUGAGAAUCGCAUCAGCCAUGUUGGAAUGUCAAGUGUCAAGACUGGCAUCGCCAAUACACUUGGUAACAAAGGUGCCGUGGGUGUUUCUUUUAUGUUCAACGGAACAUCUUUUGGUUUUGUGAACUGUCACUUGACUUCAGGGAAUGAAAAGAUUGCAAGGAGGAACCAAAACUACCUUGACAUUUUGCGCCUGCUUUCACUUGGAGACAAACAGCUGAGCUCCUUUGACAUUUCACUGCGCUUCACACAUCUCUUCUGGCUGGGAGACCUCAACUACAGGCUGGACAUGGACAUACAGGAGAUCCUGAACUACAUUAACAGAAAGGAGUUUGAUCCAUUGCUUAAAGUGGACCAGCUAAAUCUGGAGAGGGAGAAGAACAAAGUGUUUUUACGCUUUGCAGAGGAAGAAAUCUCAUUCCCACCCACCUACCGAUAUGAGCGUGGCUCGAGGGACACGUAUGUUUGGCAGAAGCAGAAAGCCACUGGGAUGAGGACGAAUGUUCCGUCCUGGUGUGACAGGAUCUUGUGGAAGUCUUACCCAGAAACGCACAUUGUUUGCAAUUCCUAUGGGUGCACCGAUGAUAUUGUGACUAGUGACCACUCACCAGUGUUUGGUACAUUUGAGGUCGGCGUGACCUCACAGUUUGUCUCCAAGAAAGGGCUGCCGAAAUCUUCCGAGCAGGCUUACAUUGAAUUUGAGAGCAUCGAGGCCAUAGUGAAGACUGCAAGCAGAACCAAGUUCUUCAUUGAAUUCUACUCCACAUGUUUGGAAGAAUUCAAGAAGAGCUAUGAAAACGACAGUCAGAGUAGCGAUAAUGUCAACUUCCUCCGCGUGGGCUGGUCCAACAAGCAGCUGACGACGCUGAAACCUCUCCUGUCGGAGAUCGAAUACCUUCAGGACCAACACCUGCUGCUCACUGUGAAAUCCCUGGAUGGAUAUGAAUCUUACGGAGAGUGUGUGUUGGCACUGAAGUCAAUGAUUGGCAGCACAGCCCAGCAGUUCCACACCUACCUGUCUCAUCGUGGCGAGGAAACGGGAAACAUCAGAGGGUCAAUGAGGGUCAGAGUCCCUUCUGAAAGAAUGGGAACCAGGGAAAGACUCUAUGAGUGGAUCAGUGUGGACAAAGAUGAAACAGGCGUACCCAAAGGGAAAUCGACGACAUCAUCAAGAGUGGGGCACGAAUAUGUGAAGCAACCUAUGGUUCGUAAACAGCUCGGAGAGCUGGGGAAGGUCAAUGAAGAGGGCGAGAAGAGCAACAAGGUGGAAACCGCUACAAGGCCCAAGCAAGAUUCAUCUGAUGUUGAUCAGUCUGUCAGCAAGAACAGCUACAAUAAUCCCGCCUACUACAUUUUGGAAGGGGUUCCCAAUCAAUCAGCCGCUGCCAUGUCAUCUGAGCUUCUCCCGUCCGCCAACUCCACCACCCCCCAGGCAAUGAAAGGCCCCCCUCCCAUCGCUGUAGCUCGGACCAAACCCCCAUGUGCCCCCGCAGGCCCGUCUCAUCCACGCAGACCCAUGACAGGUCACACGGUGCGUGCCAUCAGUGAGGAGAGCUCCUCAGAGGAUGAUGGAGGCGUUUGUGUAGGAGGAGCACAAGUCGGAGCCCCUAUGGGGAGCACACUUAAUCGCCCCCCUCCGGAUUUCCCACCCCCUCCUCUCCCAAAGGGAGCCAUGGAGAUGGCUGUGGAGACGCCCUUCCUGAAGCCCCGCUCACUUCACCCGGAUCUCGCUGAGGUCAAGAUCCCUGUGGUCGGUCCUGGUGCUCCACUGACCCUCGGGGAAAGCUUCAGGCGAGGAGGUGGCGCUGUUGGGGGUGGGGGCAUCGGUAGCGGGGCGUUGGACGACCAGUCUUGUUCUGUGCUGCAGAUGGCAAAGACACUGAGUGAGACUGAGUUUCCGGGGCAGCCUCCACGGGCUCCCUCUGCACCGCCUCCCCUUCGGGGGCAGGCCAUGGGUUUAGGUCUGGACUCCUGCCGCACCUUCCCACCCAGAAAUGCCAUCACAGAAAGUAUUGCUGAAGAUCUUCCCGAAGAGGCACUUUGGGGGAGCAGCAGCUCGUCUUUGUCCGUGGGGGACUCUUCAGUAGGGGAGUGGCUGCAGAGAUUGGGACUUGAGAGGUAUGAGCAGGGCCUCCUGCACAACGGCUGGGAUGACCUGGAAUUUCUCAGCGACAUCACAGAGGAAGACCUGGAGGAGGCAGGAGUACUUGAUCCCUCCCACAAGUGCAUUCUGCUGGAGAGCCUCCGGCAGCAGCAGAAACUGUAGAAAAGGGGCCUGAUGAUUUCCAAAGCACUCAGACAGCACGCCUACUUCCCACAAGGCCAAAUGUCAGCAGAACUGAAAGGGAAUGUGCCAUUUGACGUCCAAUGUGCCUUCUGAGAGCGCGUGCACUUCCCUUUUUACUUUGGACUUGCUGACAGCAUCCUCUUUCAAGCAUCCUUCAACUGGUUGAUGUGGACGCGGCCUUAUUUAAGGGUCAUCGGAUGCCGCAGUAAUACUGAAUGAAACCAUAUUGUCAUGAGAAACAAAUCACAUGAUACUGGAGAGGAUUUUUUUUUUGACAUGUGUUCUAACCUCUGACGCAAGCAACGUCAACAGGAGAAAGAAAAUGGAGGCCUUCUGUGCCAGCGUCUUGACAUUUCAAGCCAUGGAUGUCCUUCACGACUCGUGAUGACAGCGUGGGCCAAGUCUCAGGUAUUUCCCCGUGAGUGGUCGCUGCCUGGAAGUUAUGUGGAAGGAAGCCAGCCCAGUUUGGGUAAAUGUCGAGCCACAUAGAAACAAACUGAAAGCGGCAGCUGCAUUAGGAUGUUGCAGAAAGGACCUCGAUCACGUGGACUGAACUCACUCCUUUUCACUUUGGACUUAAGUUUCAGUGUUUCAGUGUAUUUAUAAUUUGGUUUCUUUUUGUCAGGGUAAAGGGAAAAUGGUGCAAAUCCGUAGUGAAUGAGCUAUGAGUGCGCACAACAUCAGCAGUGGUUUGAGAUACACACUUGAUCUUGGUAUUCCAGCUUGCUGGCGACGUUUCAGUGCUCAGUCACCAUGCACCCAAAUGCCUGGAAAUGGACAACGCCGGGCUAUUGUUUGAGUUUCCAUUUCUCAAGUCCACACUCGAUGUUACUGUGCCAAUGCAACCCAAGUUUCACGGCCGUAAUAUCACAUUUUAAUGUGAAAUUGAGCUUUUGUUUGUUUUAAUUGCUUUCGAAAACCAAGUGAGUUAACUAACAUGUUCAAAAAAAAUCUAAUACACUAUAGUAUUGUGUUGCAGGAACCACUCGUCUCAGAAUGCUUUUUCCAAAGGGGUAUUUUAUAGUUGGUAAGGAGCAUGACGUCAUUUGCACGCGUAGAAGAGGUCACGUGAAAAAAAGUAAGUGGAAAGAAUUUUUUUGGGUUAUGUGACAUUAGUGAUAUGACCACUAGAUAGUGCUGCUACACCGUUUAUUUCCAAACAGCUCGUGACUGGGCACCUGGCGACACCAUCUUUUGUGUUUUGAACGCUUCGCAGUAUUCUGUCAGCCUUGAAAGAAAAUACAACUAAUGUGAGUUAUGUUACCUGGCCAGGUUCAUUUUAUUACUUCUUGAACUAUUUCCUGUUCUAAAAGCUAUUGUGUUUUAAAAAGAGGCGGGUGUCAGAAAGCGGGCUGAGCUGCUUAAAAAAAAAUCACACACCGCUCUGAAUUAAGCUCUUGCUAUAUAACCCGUAAGAAUUUUUCAAAUGUUAUGUUGUGUGACCAGAUGAGUUUCAUGUACUGUUAUAUGUACAGAUUUUCCCCAAUACACAUUCUUGUUUAAAAACUC